This is a messenger RNA of Xenopus laevis (African clawed frog), 1571 nucleotides long. It is a transcript of the gene sash3.L, whose product is annotated as SAM and SH3 domain containing 3 L homeolog. Lineage: Eukaryota; Metazoa; Chordata; Amphibia; Anura; Pipidae. The record is from RefSeq and is marked provisional. Gene Ontology annotation, biological process: positive regulation of immunoglobulin production; positive regulation of B cell proliferation; positive regulation of adaptive immune response. Gene Ontology annotation, cellular component: nucleus; cytoplasm.
CCCAGACAUAACAGAGAUGUUGCGACGAAAGCCAUCUAAUGCAUCAGACAAGGAACCAAACCAAAAAAAGAAGCUGUCACUGCAGCGUUCCAGUAGCUUCAAGGAUUUUGGAAAGUCAAAACCAAGUUCACCUGUCGUGAGUGAAAAGGAGUUUAAUCUUGAGAAUGAUAUUCCUGAAGACGAAGCCGGAGUACCGACAGAUGAGACUAAACACAGCUCAGGCAAACUCGGUAAGAAAUGGAGAGCUGUCAUUUCACGGACAAUGAACAGGAAAAUGGGAAAGGAGGUUAUGAAAGCAAUGGCUCAUGAAAUGGGAGAACCAACAGAUCCACAUUCCUUAUCUUCAAUAACAAAUGAUCUGCAUAGGAAGUCUUCAGAUCUUGAAGAAAAUCUACACUCGCCCAUCAGCCGACAAACUUCUAGUGGCAGUGAGGUCUUCAGUCCGUCAUAUAUGAUCAACAACAGAGACAGCAUUAACCUGGAAAACCUCCCACCGCCAUAUAAUGGGCCAUUCUGUGGAAAAGCUAAAGUGCACACAGACUUCAUACCAAGCCCGUAUGAUGGGGAUACUCUCAAGCUCAAAAAAGGAGACCUCAUUGACAUCAUUGAAAAACCGCCUGUCGGUACCUGGACAGGUAUGCUAAGAAACAAGGUGGGAACUUUUAAAUUCAUCUAUGUCGACCUUGUUCCUGAAGAAACUGAAAUCCCCAAAAAGGCAAAGACCAGAGCUAGGAGCAAACGACAGAAGCCUAAGACUGUGCAGGAGCUGUUGGAACGCAUUAACAUGCAGGAACACAUCCCAACCCUCCUAUUGAACGGCUAUGAGACAAUAGAGGAUUUCAAGGACCUGAGUGAAAAUCACCUGAUUGAGUUAAACAUUACAGAUCCUCAGCACAGGGUCAAGCUUCUCACAGCUGCCGAAUUCCUGCUGGAUUAUGACACUGGCAGUGAAACUGAAGGCAUGACAGACACAAGUUCUAUGGACCACAGUAUUCACAUUCCCCGUGACUCUGGCUGCUACGAGGGCUCAGAGAAUCUGGACAACAGCCGGGAUGAUAGUGAGAUAAUCAGCAUAGAUGAAGACAUUAAAAACCUGUCCUUGGUUGCAUCCACUGGGGUGAAACAUGCAGAGACUGAACAAUCUAUACCUGGAGAUACAACCUAUAAUGAAGGCUGACGGUCUGUAGAUCCUGUACUGUCAGUACUAUCAUCUCUUUGGAUCCAAUCAAAUUGCUUUGGAACGCCAUUAUUCAUUAACUAACAAGUGGACAAAAAGCAAAACACUGGUCAUAAACUCGGACUUUGUGUCUUGGAUCAACUCACCAUAAUGGCCAUUUCCACAGAAAGUCUAUUUUUUUUUUAAUACAGUGGUACCAUUAAGUGACGUUGAAACCCGCCUUGUAGACCUAAUUACGUUUAGUUUUAUGGGUUUUGCUAAUAAUAACCCGUCAUCAAGGCACAACAAUUUUCUGGAGCUGUUACCUUAUAUUCUAGGUUAAUCAGUGGAAUAUUGUCAGUGGAUUAAGAACCAGCCUCCUGUUCCAUUUUUUUUUAAUAAAUAUAUAUCUUAC